AGGCCCAGGGGUAAAAUUCCCCAAUGCAGGUGGUAAAUCAGACCUUGGUGACAGAGUUUAUCCUUCGAGGCUUUCCUGGAUCCCCAGUGCUGCAGACUUCUCUCUUCACAGUGGUUUUCUUCAUGUAUGUACUCACAAUCACUGGCAACAUCCUCAUCAUUGUCAUCAUCCUCCGGGAUGGCCGUCUGCAUACCCCCAUGUAUUUCUUCCUGGGGAACCUCUCCUUCCUGGAGAUCUGGUACAUCACCACCCUGGCACCAAAGAUGCUGGCUAACUUCCUGGUCCAGAAAAGGUCCAUCUGCCUCCGAUGCUGCUUAACACAAGCUUUUUUCCACUUUUUCCUGGGUGCCACUGAGUUUUUUCUGCUAGCUGCCAUGUCCUUUGACCGGUACCUGGCCAUCUGUGACCCGUUGCAUUACACUGCCAUCAUGAGCAGUGGGCUCUGCUGCCGCUUAGCCCUGGGGUCCUGGCUGGGGGGCUUUUUGACAGUCUUUGUGCAGACCAUCCUGGUAUGUCAGCUCCCUUUCUGUGGCCCAAACCUCAUCAAUCAUUUUUACUGUGAUGUGGGACCCUUGCUGACUCUGGCAUGUGCUGAUACCCGCCUGAUUGAACGGAUUGUGUUUGUGGUUGCCACCUUGGUCCUGCUGAGCUCCUUCACCUUCACUCUGAUAUCAUAUGUCUUCAUCAUCUCCACCAUCCUGAGGAUCCCUUCCACUCAGGGACGGCAGCGGGCCUUUUCCACCUGUACGUCCCACCUUACCGUAGUCUCCAUCCUGUAUGGGACCGUCAUCUUCAUGUACGUAAGGCCCAAAGUGAACUCCUCCUUGGAGCUGAACAAAGUGGUGUCUGUGUUGAACACAGUCAUAACUCCCCUCCUCAACCCUUUCAUCUACACACUGAGGAACAAAGAUGUCAAACAGGCCUUGAAAAAAGAGCUGUGUGCAAAGAAGUACUCAGUUACAGUAUUGAAAAGAGCCAAUUCCCACCUGCUGUGAAGUGCUACUGCUGUAGUGAAGUCAAGGAACCAGAUCCCCAACUGGGUGUAGGCUAGCAUGGUUCCUCUGGAAUCAAAGGGGCUGAUCCCCCAUGGCUGACAAUAAGCACGGGUGCAUGACAUAUAUUUGGGUUAUGUUUAUAUUUUAAAUCUUUAGAACCAACAGAAUAGUAAGGAUUUGCCCCCAUGAUGAUUUGCAUCAGAAGAGGCAGCUGAAGGGUUUUUUUUUUUAUAGAAGUGAGGUAUCUAAAGUCAGAUUCUACCCCACCUUAUUAGCUAAACAGACAUAGAUUCACAAAUGUGAAUUGCUCCACUCUGCUCAAGUCCCUGCAAACUAGUUAAUGAAAAGAGGAGCAAGUCCUCAUCCUCGCUGCUGCUUUUGGGACUUGCACAGGUGACUGGAUGCUACAAAAGUAGAUGCACUAACAUUUUCAGGACGUGGACAGAAGAUUCACACUUAGGAAAAGUCUACUUAGAAGCCUAAUAAGUGGAAUAGAGUCUGGCCCCUCUGUCUUA
Alligator sinensis (Chinese alligator) is the source of this 1510-nucleotide messenger RNA. Its product is annotated as olfactory receptor 6X1-like. The record is from RefSeq and is a predicted model, not a curated record. Gene Ontology annotation, biological process: G protein-coupled receptor signaling pathway. The transcript has a single exon. Gene Ontology annotation, molecular function: G protein-coupled receptor activity; olfactory receptor activity. The coding region runs from base 24 to 995 and encodes 323 amino acids. Gene Ontology annotation, cellular component: membrane. Lineage: Eukaryota; Metazoa; Chordata; Crocodylia; Alligatoridae.